UUCUCCCAUGGCUCGGUAUAGGGAGAUGUUCUCCAGUCUGUACCACACGACUUCCCUGGAUCUACAUGAUCGGUCGCUUGAGCCGUUCCCGUGUGAUCUCCAUUCAGCAGGCAGCAGCGGGAGCGCGCACAAUGCCGCGCAAGGAGAGUAAAGAGGCUAAGGGGCAGAAGAAAGAUGCACCCCAGGAUCCACACACCACAGGUCCAGUUAGAAGAGAUAAAAGUGGAUCCAUUUCUAUUUCUAUUCACGCUAAGCCGGGUUCCAAACAAAAUGCUAUAACAGAUGUGACAUCAGAAGCUGUUGGUGUUGCCAUUGCUGCUCCUCCAUCUGAAGGAGAGGCGAAUGCUGAAUUGUGCCGAUAUCUAUCAAAGGUUUUGGAAAUCAAGAAGAGUGAAGUCGUCCUCGACAGGGGUGGCAAAAGUCGAGAAAAGGUUGUAAAGAUAUCGGCCAAUACCACCCCAGAAGCUGUGUUAGAGAAGCUGAAGAGUGAAUCGGGAAAAGGCUGAAUGGAAAAGAGCCGUCCUUGUGUAACGCUGGUUACUGCUAACUGAAGAAUGAAUUGCACACACCAUGAUAUAUCGCUCCACAGCGAUCUUUGUGGCAGAAUCUGAUUUUAAUAUUUGUGUCACAAGUGCUGGUGUGAAAAUGAUCUGGACGCCUUAAUUGUGCAUUAAAUUACCUGGAAAAGCAGUUGAUGGAGAACAGAAUGUACUGCGUCUGUUACGGGCAAAACUACAAUUUUUUUUAAUUAUUAUUUAAGAAUGAAUAUACUGAAUAUACUGUAGUUUCUGCAAUAAAUUUUUAAAUGGUC
Molecule: messenger RNA, 811 nt
Organism: Rana temporaria (common frog)
Lineage: Eukaryota; Metazoa; Chordata; Amphibia; Anura; Ranidae
Gene: C3H15orf40
Product: chromosome 3 C15orf40 homolog
Exons: 4
Coding region: 66-506 (146 amino acids)
Cellular component (GO): cytoplasm
Source: RefSeq, a predicted model, not a curated record